Molecule: messenger RNA, 1645 nt
Organism: Cololabis saira (Pacific saury)
Lineage: Eukaryota; Metazoa; Chordata; Actinopteri; Beloniformes; Belonidae
Product: mitochondrial import receptor subunit TOM40 homolog
Exons: 10
Coding region: 49-1086 (345 amino acids)
Biological process (GO): protein import into mitochondrial matrix
Cellular component (GO): mitochondrial outer membrane translocase complex; mitochondrial outer membrane
Molecular function (GO): transmembrane protein transporter activity
Source: RefSeq, a predicted model, not a curated record
CCGCGUCCGCCGCUGCUUCUUCUCCGCCGUCCUCUGGAAAUCACAACGAUGGGCAGUGUUCUGGCUGCCAGCUCCCCGAACCCGCCGUCGCCGGCGGCAAUGGCGGCAGCAGCGACCGCCGCUGCACCCGGGCUGACGGUGCCGCCGGGGUUCGGGAUGCCGCCGGUCUCCUCGGUCCUACCCCCGACCGGACUCGUCCCCGGACAGCAGCCGGAGGCGGAGAACGCCCUGCCCAACCCCGGCGCCUUCGACGAGUGUCACCGCAAAUGUAAAGAGGUUUUCCCAAUGCAGAUGGAAGGAGUCAAACUCACGGUUAACAAGGGCCUCAGCAACCACUUCCAGGUGAAUCACUCAGUGAUGCUGAGCCCGUCCGCAGACUCCAGCUACAAGUUCGGCGUGAUGUACGUGGGAACGAAGCAGAUGGGUCCGGCAGAGUCUUUUCCAGUCAUGGUGGGCGACAUGGACAACAGCGGCAGCCUCAACGCGCAGAUCAUCCACCAGAUCAGCGGCAGGAUACGAUCCAAGUUGGCCUUCCAGACACAACAGCAGAAGUUCGUGAACUGGCAAGGAGACGCCGAGUUCAGGGGAGAAGACUUCACCGCCACCGUGACGCUGGGGAACCCCGACGUCCUCGUCGGCUCCGGUAUCGUCAUCAGCCACUACCUCCAGUCCAUAACGCCGGCGCUGGCUCUGGGGGGGGAGCUGGUGUACCACCGCCGGCCGGGGGAGGAGGGCUCCGUCAUGUCCCUGGUGGGCAGGUACACAGGCAGCAACUACAUCGCCACGAUGACGCUCGGAUCGGCCGGAGCUCACGCGUCCUACUACCACAAGGCCAACGAGCAGCUGCAGGUCGGGGUGGAGUUCGAGGCGAGCACCCGCAUGCAGGACACGAGCGUGUCACUCGCCUACCAGCUGGACGUGCCCAAAGCUAACCUGCAAUUCAAAGGUUCGGUGGACAGUAACUGGAUUGUCGGAGCGACGCUGGAGAAGAAGCUGCUGCCGCUGCCGCUCUCCCUGGUCCUCUGCUCCUUCCUCAACCACCGCAAGAACAAGUUCCAGUGCGGCUUCGGCGUCACCAUCGGUUAGUGUAGCGUCCGCAGAGGAGCGUAGCGUCCGUGCUGCUGCCGCCACCCCUUCACCUCAUGCCGUCGGUUUCUCCGAUCACAGGACGACAAAGUCUACGAGCAACUGGAGUCCCCGCGUCGGUCGACAUCGAUCGAUCGAUCUGGGAUUUAAACUGUUGUUGGACUCGUAGGCGGCAGAGAUGCUUUGAUCGAGUUUUAUUUCCGUUUUUCGAUUGUUUUGUUUUACUGUGAAGUCGUCGUGUUGCGGUGAAUGAACCUGCCGUCAUUCGCUCAGUCACGGCGACUCACGGGGCUCAGAGUUUACCGCCGUUACCGGACCGUACUGUAUGUCAUGUUCACAGUCGCCUGUUCUGUUGCCUUUUUAUGUUCAUGUGCACACGGAGCAGUAAGCUGACCUGUAUAUACUUCUGGGGAGGAAGAUAAAUACAAUUUCUUACAAACUCGACUCGUCUGUUUCAUUUCCUUCAGGCAAUAACCUUAUGUAUCAUCAGAUACCGCUGCUUUCUUUUCCUACUGCUCGAGAUUUUUAACCAGAUAUUAACUCAUGGCCACAAGUUAUU